AUGAUGCCAAAUCCGCAUCUGUAUGGCCACCACCAGUACACCCCGCAGGGGGACUCGUCGUGGAUGCACCAACAGAACACGCACCACCAGCACGCAGCCGCCGCCCAGCAGCAGGCCGCCGCAGCCGCAGCCGCCGCCUCGGCCGCCCAGCAGCAACAUUAUACCCGCAUCGCAUCAGCGCACCCGGCCAACGCGCUGGCCUCGGCCGCGCACGCCGCCCAAGAUGAGGCUAUGGGGCCCGGCAUUAGCGAGGACAAUCGGAGGACGCUCGCCUACAUCGCCGACCUCCUCAACGAGAGCACCCGCGAGGCCGCGCUGCUCGAGCUCAGUAAGAAGCGGGAGCAGGUCCCAGAGCUGGCCCUGAUUCUCUGGCACUCUUUCGGUGUCAUGACCUCGCUGCUGCAGGAAAUCAUCUCGGUCUACACACUUCUCAACCCAUCCCAGCUCACCGCGGCAGCGUCGAACCGAGUAUGCAACGCGCUUGCGCUGCUCCAAUGUGUCGCGUCGCACAACGAGACUCGGACCCUUUUUCUCAAUGCACAUAUACCUCUCUAUCUCUACCCUUUCCUGAACACGACCUCCAAGUCUCGGCCUUUUGAGUACCUCCGCCUGACGUCGCUCGGCGUCAUUGGGGCGCUGGUCAAGAACGAUUCCUCCGAGGUGAUCAACUUCCUCUUGACUACCGAGAUCAUCCCGCUCUGCCUUCGUAUCAUGGAGACAGGCUCGGAACUUAGCAAGACGGUUGCCAUCUUCAUCGUGCAAAAGAUUCUGUUGGAUGAUAACGGCCUCAACUACAUCUGCGCUACGUAUGAGCGAUUCUACGCCGUGGGGACCGUGCUGAGCAACAUGGUUGCGCAGCUGGUGGAGCAACAGACGGCUCGUCUGCUCAAGCAUGUUGUUAGGUGCUUCCUGAGAUUGAGCGACAAUGCCCGUGCUCGUGAGGCGCUCCGACAGUGUCUCCCCGACCCUCUGCGAGAUGCCACGUUUUCUUCGGUGUUGCGUGAUGACGCUGCUACGAAGAGAUGUCUCACCCAACUGCUGAUCAACCUCUCGGACAAUGUUGUCGAGCCCGGGAGCGGUCACCACGGGCUCUGA
This is a messenger RNA of Gaeumannomyces tritici R3-111a-1, 1095 nucleotides long. Its product is annotated as cell differentiation protein rcd1. Gene Ontology annotation, cellular component: P-body; CCR4-NOT complex; CCR4-NOT core complex. The coding region runs from base 1 to 1095 and encodes 364 amino acids. The record is from RefSeq and is a predicted model, not a curated record. Gene Ontology annotation, biological process: mRNA catabolic process; negative regulation of translation. The transcript is spliced from 4 exons. Lineage: Eukaryota; Fungi; Ascomycota; Sordariomycetes; Magnaporthales; Magnaporthaceae.